UCUCUGAAAUCAUGCAUGCACAGAGGACAGAGUGAUUCUGGAGACAGUACAGAUUCAUAUACGAGAUACAGAGGACUGAAAAUAGCUACUGUACAUUACAGCUCUCUCUCUCUACAUCUCUCCCCCUCUCCUCUUUCUCUCCAUCCCCCUCUUCCUCCCUUUCCCUCCCAGGUGGAGAUAGAGAGGGGGAAGACGUUACACAUCAAGGCCCUAGCGGUGGGAGACCUGAAUAAGACAGGUCAGAGAGGAGUGUUCUUUGAGCUCAACGGUCAGCUGCGGUCAGUCCUGGUCAAAGAUAAUGUGGCCAUGAAGGAGAUGAAGUUCCAUCCUAAGGCUCUGAAGUCCGUCCGGGGUCAGGUGGGGGCACCCAUGCCCGGAAAGGUCAUCGAGGUCAAAGUUGAGCCUGGUCAGAAGGUGGAGAAGGGUCAGCCACUUUGUGUUCUGUCAGCUAUGAAGAUGGAGACUGUGGUCAACUCUCCGCUGACUGGGGUUGUCACGGUGAUCCAUGUGAACACUGAUACUAGUCUGGAAGGAGAUGACUUGAUAUUGGAAAUCACUGCAGAGGAGUAGAGAGGAGGAGAGAGGAGCAGAGAGGAGCAGAGAGGAGUGGAGAGGAGUGGAGAGGAGUA
This is a messenger RNA of Salvelinus sp. IW2-2015, 629 nucleotides long. RefSeq names its product pyruvate carboxylase, mitochondrial. Gene Ontology annotation, molecular function: ATP binding; pyruvate carboxylase activity. Gene Ontology annotation, biological process: gluconeogenesis; pyruvate metabolic process. Gene Ontology annotation, cellular component: cytoplasm. Lineage: Eukaryota; Metazoa; Chordata; Actinopteri; Salmoniformes; Salmonidae. The record is from RefSeq and is a predicted model, not a curated record.